This is a messenger RNA of Aspergillus calidoustus, 1545 nucleotides long. NCBI's taxonomy places the organism in Eukaryota, Fungi, Ascomycota, Eurotiomycetes, Eurotiales, Aspergillaceae. The record is from the annotation of a GenBank genome assembly.
AUGCGCCCAAUUGCGACUUCAGUUCUUCGGCCGUACGUGUGCCCCUCGUGCCGGUCGGCCCGCACACUCAGCAGACGGAAGUUCGGCUCAAAGGCUACAUCUCCGGCAGAGAUUUAUGAUGUAGUCUGCGUCGGAGGUGGCCCUGCUGGUUUGGCGCUCCUGGCCGCUCUCCGUGCGUCGCCCGCGACCUCGAAGCUUAAGGUCGCCCUCGUGGAAUCGCAAGACCUCGACAAAGCCCGCUCCUUCAAGCUUGAUUCGCAACAUUUCUCCAACCGAGUCAGCAGCCUUACACCCUCGUCCGUGUCGUUUUUACAGAAUAUUGGAGCCUGGAACCACCUGGAUGUAUCGCGGACGCAGCCAUAUCAAGGAAUGGAGGUAUGGGAUGGAGAAACGGGCUCCAAGAUCUCAUUCGACUGGUCCUCGGAAACUUCACCAUUCGAGGACCUCCGGACAGUCGCAACGAUGACGGAGAAUGCCAACCUCGUCCAAGGACUUCUCUCUCGCAUUGCCGCGUCGGGCGAUGAGAAUCUCUCCAUUUUCUCCAAGACCACUGUCUCUUCUAUCGAGAACGGCACCGCAAGUGAAGCAGGCGGCCCGGAUCUCUCGGCAUGGCCAGUACUCUCCAUCGCUCCAGCAGGCAACGCGCCCCAAUCGACCGCAAUGCCCUCUCGAAUUGCCGCCAGGCUUUUGGUUGGAGCGGACGGCAUCAACAGCCCGGUGCGUCGGUAUGCCGAUAUUGCUACUGACGGCUGGGACUACCAGCGCCAUGGGAUCGUCGCAACCCUUUCUCUCGCGGAUAAGGUUCCCCCUGCCUUCCCUCCCGGCACGCGCACAGCAUAUCAACGAUUCCUACCUUCGCUCGGGGGCCCUAUAGCCCUUCUUCCGCUCCCGAAUAACCACGCCACGUUAGUCUGGUCCACAACAGUCGAGAACGCGUCAUAUCUCAAGUCUUUGUCAUCAAAGGCAUUCAUCGCAAUGGUCAACGCGGCCUUCCGCCUAUCCAUGCCCGAUCUCCAGUACAUGCUGCGUAUGGAACGCCCAUCAACAUCCGCCACCGACCUAAACGAAGAUUCCCACGAGAGCGAACUCACCUGGCGUCUCCAACACACUCCCCCCGUUCCCCAACUCCCUCCCAUGGUCACAGGUGUCCAAGGAAACAGCGUAGCCUCAUUCCCCCUCCGAUUCCGCCACGCCUCAACCUACAUUUCCCCGCGCGUAGCGCUCGUCGGCGACGCAGCCCACGUCAUCCACCCAUUGGCAGGACAGGGCCUGAAUCUCGGACUCGGCGAUGUAGCCUCUCUAUCGAGCACGAUCGAUUACGCAGUAAACCACGGAAUGGACAUUGGUGAUAUUCUCACGCUCGAGCGGUAUACUGCUGACCGGUGGGCCACUAAUGCAAAGAUCGGCGGGACUUGUGAUGUGCUGCACAAACUGUACAAUGUCCCGGGCCAGGGGCCUGUCGCGUGGGGGCGGAGUUUGGGAUUCGAGAUCAUCGAUCGGUUGCCGUUUGUCAAAGGAUUUUUGAUGAGGAAUGCCGAUUCUUAA